Pelobates fuscus (common spadefoot toad) is the source of this 1515-nucleotide messenger RNA. RefSeq names its product fetuin-B-like. NCBI's taxonomy places the organism in Eukaryota, Metazoa, Chordata, Amphibia, Anura, Pelobatidae. Gene Ontology annotation, cellular component: extracellular region. The record is from RefSeq and is a predicted model, not a curated record. Gene Ontology annotation, biological process: negative regulation of endopeptidase activity. Gene Ontology annotation, molecular function: cysteine-type endopeptidase inhibitor activity. Bases 91 to 1419 code for a protein of 442 amino acids. The transcript is spliced from 7 exons.
UUUUUUAUUUUGCACACUUGCCUAAAACUGUAUUGAGUCCGACUAUUAUACCCACUGAGACUCAUUCUAUGCACCCUUCUAUUUAGAAGGAUGACACUUGCAGUUUUAAUAUUAGUGAGCACACAGCUGCUCUUCUCCAGAGCAGUUCCCACACAGUCCCCCGAACCUCCGCUGGCCUCCAUCCCUUGCAACGACCCAGGAGCAGAGGCUGCUGCAGAUUUAUCGCUGCGACAACUAAAUGCAGACCGCAGAGAGGGAUUUGUCUUAGGACUAAAACGCAUUACCAAUGCGCAGGAACAAUUUCAGGAAAAAGUUGGUUCUGUGUAUUAUCUGACGCUGGAUGUGCUCGAAACACAAUGCCAUGUAUUGAGCAGAGAAAACUGGAAGGACUGUCAGCCUAAACGGCCAUAUGAAGCUGUUCAUGGGGAAUGCAAGGUGAUAUUUCACAUUAAUAAACCGUUUCGAAUUGUACACCUCUACAGCUAUGAUUGUACUUUGAAACCAGUUACGCCACCUUUCAGCGGCUGUCCUGGGUGUCCUAUUGCCAGACCUUUGAAUGACACAAAAUUUCAGGAUAUUGCAAAGCUUGGCCUAGAACAUUUCAACAAUAACAGCAGCAGUGUUAAGUAUUUUAUACUGGAAAAAAUCACAAAGGGGGCAGUACAGGUGGUUGCAGGAUUAGCCUACCAUGUGGAAUUUACAAUUAAGGAGUCUUCCUGUAAUAAAACAUCUGGAGACCUUACUGUCUGCCCACCUGUGAGCUGCAAAAUAGCAGAAACCGGCUACUGCAAAAGCCGUGGCAUAGCACACUGGAGCGCACCAAACAACCCAAGUGUGACAAUCACCUGCAACCUUUUUAAGGCAGAGGAUACUGUUGGUGAAGAGCAAACUCAUCAGAAUCACACUGAUCAACAUCAACAUGGAAAGAAAGGUGAAAAACAUGAUGGACACACUCAUCAUGAACACAAUCACAAGCAUGGCCACAAACAUGACCACAAGAAUGGACAUAAACAUCAUCAUGAUGGCCACAAGGAUGGACAUAAGCAUGAUCAUGAGAGCAGCGAAAGCCAUGAACAUGACCACCAGCAUCAGCAUCAGCACCACGAAUGCCAUCACAAAGGUAGAACAAUAGGCAAAAUUACAUAUUUACCCUCUGGAGAAGACUCCACAGCCAUUCCAGUAACUGAAGGAAAAGAAGGCACGAAACCUUUAAAUGAUGCUAAGCCCAGCCUACCAGAUGGACAAACACAACCUAGCAUAGCUCGCCCAGGACUUAUUCACCUACCCAAGCCAUAUAUUCGCCCUUUCCCUAAAAACCCCUCCACAUCAGACCAAUGCCCAGGGAAAGACAAAUACAAUGAACCACUUGUAAAUCCAGUACCUGCUAUUCCAGAAGUCCCAGCACCAAUUCCUAAGUAAUUACUUUACAACCAUUACUCUUUUUCAAAUGCUUUGAUUUUCAGCUGAGACGAUUUAGAAUUUGUAAUAUCAAAGUAAAAUAUAACUGAAACACAA